Messenger RNA from Perkinsus marinus ATCC 50983, 1230 nucleotides. Its product is annotated as protein phosphatase 2c, putative. Gene Ontology annotation, biological process: protein dephosphorylation. Gene Ontology annotation, molecular function: protein serine/threonine phosphatase activity. Lineage: Eukaryota; Perkinsozoa; Perkinsida; Perkinsidae. The record is from RefSeq and is a predicted model, not a curated record. The transcript has 11 exons. The coding region runs from base 1 to 1230 and encodes 409 amino acids.
AUGUCGGGCCUUAUUCGGCCUGCAUUAGUGUGGAUGCCUGCGGCUGUAGUAGCAGCUGUGAAGGUUGUCGAAGUACACUCCACGCAGUCUCGAUAUGUCAGCAUUAUCUCUUCCUACAGGUCGCCCGUAGAACACGCUGUGAGGGAUCAGUUGUUGCCCCUGUUGGUGCAGAAAGCUCUCAGCUACUACUACCCAUAUCUCCGUGGUCGUCUACCGUCGCUUCUGGCUAGCCGAUUGUCGCAUAAGGCGGGGCAUAUAGACUCCCGUGUAAUCGAAUCGGCAUGCAGGGAGGCAUUUAUGGUAGCGGAUCAAGGAUUGGAAGAACAUGCACGAGAAGCUCAGAAGUUGGGAUUUUCCCAGCCUGUCAAGACCGGCGCAUGUGGGUUGGCAUUGCUCAUCACACAGACCAGUUUGGUGGUGGCGAAUGCUGGUGAUUGUAAAGCAGUCCUAUACAGAGAUCAGUGUCCUGCGUUGGCUCUGAACAUGCAGCACAACGCUAGUGAUGUACGAGAACAGAGACGGCUUGAACUGGAGCACCCUAAUGAGGACAAUGUUAUAAGGUGUAAGAAGGAGUGGCAUGAACCGGUUAUAGUAGCUUCAUGGUUGGGGUACCCAGUCGAGCUGGAAAGACUAGAGCAUGUCACGAAGUACUCGGGCUGCUAUGUGAAGGGAAGCUUACAGCCUACUCGAAGCUUUGGGGACUUCUAUUUGAAAGUAAUUUCGUCCCCGCGAUAUCUUAGAUCUGGGCAUUCACCUACUACCGCUGAGCCGCUGCAGCAUUCCUUCCCGUAUAUAACAAGCGAGCCAGAAGUGAUGGUUUAUCCGCGGCAUGAAGAUGAUAAGUUCAUAGUACUGGGCAGCGAUGGUCUGUGGGAUAAUGUCACUGAUGAAGAAGCUGUAGGGUUCGUAAGGCGACUACUCUUGCCAGAGGACAGUACCUGGAGUGCUAAUUCUGUUGCGGAGGCUCUGAUAGGGGAAGUGUUGAGUCGAGCAGCAAAGAGAAGCUCGAAGAGCUUGGCGGAGCUGCAAGCUCUACCACAAGGCAAUCAACGUCGAAGACUACAUGAUGAUAUUUCCGUUUGUAUAAUCGAUCUUCGCUCGACUGGCACUGGUGUGAGAAGCUGUUGCCUGGCGGCCUUCCAAGUUGGCAUGGCUAGCAUGCUAGUAGCACUAUGUGAUCUUGGUAGUCGACAGAAUGAUGUCGGCAACUCUCCUGAUACGACUAACUAG